This is a messenger RNA of Vigna unguiculata (cowpea), 1433 nucleotides long. Its product is annotated as putative mannitol dehydrogenase. Gene Ontology annotation, molecular function: oxidoreductase activity, acting on the CH-OH group of donors, NAD or NADP as acceptor. NCBI's taxonomy places the organism in Eukaryota, Viridiplantae, Streptophyta, Magnoliopsida, Fabales, Fabaceae. The record is from RefSeq and is a predicted model, not a curated record.
AAUGCUUAACAACAAAUGGAAUAGGUCAUCAGAUACGUCAAUGCAGCAAACAGCAGACAGCAGAAGGACCCAUUCUCCAGCUUAAAAAUAGCAUUACAUGGCGGCUUUCAUCAUAAGACACUUCAGGUUCCAUUCUCCAACAUAAACACAAUUUUGUUGUUCCUGUCGUUGACUUUUGUUGGAGUUGCUUUGUUUUUGAGUUGCAGAUUUGAUUGAAAUGGCAGUAGAAUAUGAAGUUGAGCAUCCAAGGAAGGCUUAUGGAUGGGCAGCAAGGGAUGCCUCUGGUGUUCUCUCCCCAUUUUUCUUCUCCAGAAGGAAAACAGGUGUGAAAGAUGUAACGUUCAAGGUUUUGUAUUGUGGAAUAUGUCAUUCUGACCUUCACAAGUUGAAGAAUGAAUGGAGUGAUUCCAUUUAUCCACUUGUUCCUGGACGUGAGAUUGUUGGAGAAGUGACAGAGGUGGGAAGCAAAGUGGAAAAGUUUAAGGUUGGAGACAAGGUGGCCGUGGGAUGCUUGGUUGGGUCUUGUUCCUCAUGCCAAAACUGUGUCAACAAUCUUGAGAAUUACUGCCAGCAAGGGAUUCCCACAUAUGGUGGGAAGUAUGUGGAUGGAAGCAUCACGUAUGGGGGAUUCUCUGACUUCAUGGUUGCAGAUGAACACUUUGUUGUCAACAUUCCAAAUGGCCUACCACUUGAUGCUGCUGCUCCUCUCCUCUGUGCAGGGAUCACAGUGUAUAGUCCUUUGAGAUAUUUUGGCAUUGACAAACCUGGUAUGCACCUGGGAGUGGUUGGCCUUGGUGGAUUGGGUCAUUUGGCUGUCAAGUUUGCAAAGGCCCUUGGCUUGAAGGUCACUGUCAUUAGUACCUCUCCUAAUAAGAAACAAGAAGCCAUUCAACAUCUUGGAGCAGAUUCCUUUGUGCUCAGUACAGACCAAGAUCAAAUGAAGGCUGCAAUGUGCACCUUGGAUGGUAUAAUUGACACUGUUUAUGCAGUUCAUCCUCUCAUGCCCUUAAUUGAUCUGUUGAAGUCUCACGGGAAGUUAGUGACGGUUGGGGUGCCACUAAAGCCUGUGGAGUUGCUACUCCCGUCUUUGGUUUUAGGAAGAAGAAGUGUAGCGGGUAGUUACUUUGGAGGAAUAAAGGAGACACAAGAAAUGAUGGAUUUCGCUGCAGAACACAAUGUUAGACCUGAAAUUGAGAUAAUUCCUAUGGAUUAUGUUAACACAGCAAUGGAGCGUCUACUCAAAGCCGAUGUUAAGUAUCGAUUUGUUAUUGACGUUGGGAACACAUUGAAGUCUUACCCUUCUACUACUUUGGAGUGAUUCACGUUCAAUUAUAAAACACAGAGUGACAACUAUAUUUCAAAUUCCUUGUGUGAUUUGGCACAUAUAUUUUAUUUUCAAUAUAAUUGCGGAACUAAUCAAUUGUUGGACUUUA